AGGGCGUCGUAUCUACGCGUGCCGUAGGAACCACCCACGCGCUCUCUCCUUCAUUUCCUCUUUAUUACCCCCAGCAACUUCCAUUUUCUUUUUUUUUCUUGUUUUUAUCGGCAAAAGAAUCCUUUUUGUGUGAAUCAGGACUAGCAAAUUGGUCGUCAACGUCAACGACCGGGCGAAUAUCUGAAAUUCCAUUGGAGAAACCAGAGAAUUCUUUGGAGACAAACCCAAAUGGAGAGAGAAUCUUCGUGAAGCUUCUUCUCUUGUUAUCAUCAAAGGGGUUCUUGUAGGGGUAGAGUUCAAAUUAUGCACCAAUUGCCAACUCAAUCCCAUUGUUCUGCCUAUCCUUCCAUGUCGAUCUCCGGUAUUCAGGGCCAACUCCUCGAAGUCACCGUGGUUGGUUGCAACAAAUUGAAGGACACAGAAUGGAUUUCGAGGCAAGACCCCUACGUUUGCCUCGAAUACGGUAGCGCCAAGUUCCGUACCCGCACUUGCACAGACGGAGGCAAAAACCCUACGUUUCAAGAGAAAUUCACGUUCACGCUGAUCGAAGGGCUUCGGGAACUGAACGUUUUUGUUUGGAACAGCAAUACCCUCACCUACGACGAUUUCAUUGGCAGUGGAAAGGUUCAAUUGCAAAAGGUGCUUUCUGAGGGAUACGACGACAACUCUUCGCCGCUACAAACUAAAACCGGCAGGCAUGCAGGAGAAGUUAGACUCAUCUUGCAUUAUGCCAAUGCCAAUGCCAAUAAGCCAGCAACAAGCUAUGCUCCAUCAGCUCCACCAUAUGUAGCACCAUCUGCCCCCCAAGUCUCUAUGUACUCCACACCACCACCAGCAUCUUCAGGUUUUUAUCCACCACGAGCUACUGCUUACCCACCACCACCGUCAGCGUAUGCUUCAUACCCACCAAAGUCAAGCCCUUAUCCAUCAACACCUUACGCUCCUCCUCAGCCAUCUGCUUAUCCUCCACCAUACCCACCGCCUUCAGCUUAUCCCCCUCCAUACCCAGCGCCUUCAGCUUAUCCCCCUCCACCAUAUCCGCCACCCCCGCAUAGCUCGCCCUAUCCUCCUCCUCCUGGUAACUCUUCUUUUCUUAAAAUCAUUCUUACUCUAUCUACCAUGUCAUGAUUUACCCAAUCUUUAAUUUUCUUUCAAACAGGUCCGUUUCCUGGAAUCUAUCCUCCACCACCCUACUGAGGCAAAGCUCCAAUCUAUCCAGAUUUUGUGAUGGUUGACUUCCCAUCCUCUCAAACCCCGAGGUUGCAACGCUCCUCUUGACAAAGUCUUCUGGGGCUUGUUAAUGUCAUCCCUGAUAUAUUGUAGUUUUAGUAUGGUGACGUGUGUUUCCCCUUGGUGGUUAUUUCAAUUGCCCUUGUUGCAAGGGCAUUUCAUUUUAAUUUUGCCGGCAAGGUGUGGUGAUAUUAAAUGGUGGUCAAUGCUCACUAGGUUGAGUUGUUUGUAAACACCCUUUGUUUAAGCUUGGUUUGUGGAAACACAUAAAACUUGAAUGUCUGGUUGCAGAUUGGUAAGUGGUUUGUCAUUAUUCA
Rhododendron vialii is the source of this 1547-nucleotide messenger RNA. RefSeq names its product leucine-rich repeat extensin-like protein 3. The record is from RefSeq and is a predicted model, not a curated record. Bases 304 to 1128 code for a protein of 274 amino acids. The transcript has 6 exons. NCBI's taxonomy places the organism in Eukaryota, Viridiplantae, Streptophyta, Magnoliopsida, Ericales, Ericaceae.